AUGAUUUCAGAACCAAUGAAGCACACUUCUCCAGAAGCACCUCCAGGAAAUUUUUUUUGUUCCAACUGUCAUAUUAUGCAAUUCAAAAUCAGAAUUCUUAAUGCCAAACUCGAUGAACUGAAAGCGAAAUAUGAAGCAUCCAUUAAUAGACAUACUUCUAACAUUUCUAAAAUUGCGCGCCAAAAUGCGAAGAUAGAUGCCAAAGAUGUGAUUAAUUGGAAGACUCGAUGUAAACAUCUCGAAAAAAAAAUCAAACAACUCAGAGAAAAUGCAAUCAAUGAGGGGAAUGCUUUGCUGUCGGAAAUCGAGGAAAAGGAAAAUGAGAAAGAUGAAUUGAAGGAACAAUUGCACAACGUUGAACACAGAAUUGCCGCUCAGAAUGCUGCGCUGCUGAAAAAUUGUAACGAAGGUAUAGAAUUAGAGGCCGUAAAGCAGGGUGUGGAGAAAAGAUUCAGGGAAAAACUCGAGAAACAAAAGAUAGAAGUGGAAAAUGCCUUAAGAAAGAAAGUUAUGGAGAAAAAGCGACAAUCCCAGUUAAAUACUUCUGAAAUUAUUCAUUAUGAAGCUAGACUCAAAAAAUCAUAUGAAGAAAAUACUGAGCUUUGUUAUCGUUGGCAAAGAGAUACUAAAUUACUCGAAGGCAUAAAAUUUGCUGCAAAGGAACCGAGAAACUUUCAAAGGUGCUUAGAAGAAAAGUUAGAUGCGCUUAUGAAGAAAUUUAGAAAUGAGACAAAAAAUUCGAAAACAAAAGUAAUGACGUACGUGGUGAAUAAUUUUGAAGCUGCAAUGAAAGUUAUCCUAAGUGAUGAGCCUAAUCUUUAUUACUUAAUUAAAUCAAACAAAGAUUUGGCUUUUGAAGGGAAUCAAGAAAUAAAUAAAUGGGAUUUUAAGAAAUUUAUUUCGAAAAUUAAUUUUCUAUUGGAGAAGUUCUAUCAAAAGCAAGAAGACGAGCUGGCUAACAACACUUCGCAAAUCAUUAACCGUGUGGAAAAGAUGAAACAGAUAAUGAAACGUGCGAAUGACUCAAAUAAUAUUCUUACAAUGAAUGAGUUUAUGUACAGAAUUUCCCGAAAUAUGCUGAAAGAACUGAAAGAUAUGCAUGACAAAUUCGAAAUACUAAAUAAAAGAAUCAACGGAAUGUGUCAGAAAAUCGAAUCAAAAAAUGAUGAGCAAGAGGAAUUGAAAAAACUGAUUGGAGAAGAAAACAAAUUAAUAAAGGCUUGUCAAAAGAUUGACCACGAACAACAGGAACUUGAAUUAAAGCUGAAUAGAGCAGAGCUGAAAUAUGAGCGGUUAUGUAGACAGAUCUAUAUCAAUUCAAAGAGUGAUACAAUACUAGAAGGCUCAUCUAGGGAAAAUAUCCCAAACUUGUCGAACGUUGAGGGCUAA
Molecule: messenger RNA, 1389 nt
Organism: Cercopithifilaria johnstoni
Lineage: Eukaryota; Metazoa; Nematoda; Chromadorea; Rhabditida; Onchocercidae
Source: the annotation of a GenBank genome assembly